UUGCCGAUGCUUGUAUGUUCUUGGGUCAUCAGGAGCCGGUCACCGUCGCUGUGGAGGAAUGCGGCGUGGCCCCCAAAACAGCGGUAGAUUGGUACAAUUACAGUCAUAAAUUUGCAGAGGUUUUCUUCUCUUACCAGCAAGAAAUGAAGCUUGGAAGUAAAGAGAUGCACGUCGAGACCGAUGAGACCUUCACCCGGAGGCAAAAAUACAACCAUGGCUGCGUAACUAAAGGCACCCAAAUCACCAUCUUCGGUGCCUAUAGUCGGGAAACACGGGAGGUGAUGUACUGGCAUGUGGACAAAGAGAGACGAUGGAUUCUCUGGAGCCACAUGCUCAGAUACAUCGCCCCCGGUACCAUCAUUGUUUCUGACAGCGCGGCCCAAUAUCGCGGUUGUACGACGAUGGGCUUCUCUGAACAUAAGACCGUCAAUCACAGACAGCGGGCCCCGAAAGAUAAGGAAGAUAAAGCUUGCAAUGUGUUAUGUGAAAGAAAUGAGCAGGCGUUAUUGAAAAGUGACAUUUUUAUUUUAUUUUCUGAGCAAAUUCGUCGAUACCGAUGA
This is a messenger RNA of Centruroides sculpturatus (bark scorpion), 560 nucleotides long. RefSeq lists its product as uncharacterized. The transcript is spliced from 3 exons. NCBI's taxonomy places the organism in Eukaryota, Metazoa, Arthropoda, Arachnida, Scorpiones, Buthidae. The annotation marks the transcript as partial. The record is from RefSeq and is a predicted model, not a curated record.